CCCCCCCUCCCCUCCCCUCCCCUGCCUGGCCCCUGCCUCCAGACCACCGCAGCCAGCCGCAGCACGCAGCACGCCGUCGUCUCCCAACUCUCAAUCCUCUCAAUCAGUCCGAGUCGUCCGAGUCCGCUCCGCUCCGUCAAGCGCCAUACCACCCAGCGGCCCACCGCCAUCGGCCAUGUCUGCCCUCACUCACGGCGGCAUCACGGAGGACAUGUCGACAGACCUGCGCUCCGUGCUGCUGCUGGGCCCCAAGCCGAGGCCGCCCAUCGGGGGCCCGUACCACCCCAACGCGAGGCAGCGGCAGGCCGCCGAGGCCGGCGCGCGGAGGCAGCGCGUGCAGCGUCUGCUGCGGAUCCAUGAGUACCGGAAAGGCCUGGUCCGAAUGGAACGCGGGCUGGAGGCGUCCCGGGCCACGCUGCUGGCCAUGGAGGAGGAGGCGGGCGUGGACGCGAUGGAGACGCUGGCGCAGUUCAAGUCCCCCGCCGUGCCCUCCAUGCUGGGCCGCAAGCGGCGCCUCCGCGACGCGCUGGCCGAGUGCGGCCGCUGCCAGGACGGCGAGCACGGCGAGACCUUCGACGCCUUCAACGCCGUCAAGCGCCACCGACUGGAGGUGCCGGACGACCGGCCGCGCGCGCGGCGCAGCCUCCACGACGGGCUGGACGACGGCGUGGGCGUCGUGCUUCGCCACAAGCGUCUCGUAGCGCUUCAGGACGAAGAGCGUGUCCGCCGCCAGCUGGUCGACGUGGAGGUGCUCCGGGACGACGCUCGGCGACGCAAGCGUUUCGCGGCGGCCCAGGACGAGGAAGUCGGCCGCCACCGUGUCGAGGUGCUCCAGGAUGACGGCCUUCGUCACAAGCGUCGCCUAGCUGUCCAGGACGGCGCGGUGCGCCACCAUCGCAGUGAGGUUGUCCAGGACGACGCGGUGCGCCACCAUCGCAGUGCCGUGGUCCAGGACGACGCCGUGGACGGCGCGGUGCUGCGCUACCGCCGCGAGGCCCAGGAGCAGGUGGACGCCUCCCACCGCUACCAGCACGUGGUCCGCGAGCUGAAGGAGGCCCAGAAGGACCUCAAGAUCGAGGUGACGGCGUCCUCGGACGACCGCCCGUCGCCCCCCAGGCCCCGGAGGUUGCUGAUGGUCGACGACGAGGACGUGUCCCCCAUGGAGAUGACGUGGCUCCGCAAGCCCGGGCUCGAGCCCGCCACGCCCGGGGACGCCAUCCCGUCGCCGCUGUUCAUGCGCGUGCCGCGCGGCGUCCCCGGGGCCACGCCGGACCGGCUGUGCCGCUCGCCCGACGCCGCGUGCCGCUCGCCCAACGCCCUGUGCCGCUCCCCCAGUGCGCGGUGAGCCGAGAUCGGCCUCUUGGAUUGACUCACGAUUUUAAUCGUUUUGGCUGUAACUGAUUUUUAUGCACUUUUAUGGUUGCUCUCGCUGGAGCGUUUUCAAUGAUGUGAUUGUUAUAAGCGUACUGUAUCUUUUAACUAUCGCUGUUGAUGCAUUGUGUUAUGUAAAUUGUUUUUAAAUUUCAUUGGAUACAUUUUAUGGAAACUGUUUCGUGACGUGGCUGUGUUUUAAGAAAUGAGUUAUUGUGUAUUCUGUAGCGAGGGCUAUGAUUUUCCGCUUUCAAUAAAGAUUCCUUUAAAUCUUCAUCCUCA
This is a messenger RNA of Thrips palmi, 1653 nucleotides long. RefSeq lists its product as uncharacterized. Bases 176 to 1345 code for a protein of 389 amino acids. The transcript has 3 exons. The record is from RefSeq and is a predicted model, not a curated record. NCBI's taxonomy places the organism in Eukaryota, Metazoa, Arthropoda, Insecta, Thysanoptera, Thripidae.